UUAAAAUGUCGAAGCGUACAGCCGACGAGAGCGGCAAUGGCAGUAGCCAGCCUGCUAUCAAGAAAGUUCAUUUUGAACCCCAUCUCAUCGGGCCCGUCUCCACACUGGAAGAAAUGGACAUCAAAGUCCUACAGUUUCAGAACAAGAAGUUGGCACAGCGCAUUGAACAACGCCACAGAUGUGAAGCGGAGCUUCGGGCUCGAAUAGAACAGCUAGAAAAACGGCAAACACAAGAUGAUGCGGUUCUUUGUGUAGUGAAUCGCUACUGGAAUCUGCUAAAUGAGGAUAUCAGAGUUCUAUUGCAACGUUUUGAUGCUGAGACUGCUGAUGAGUCUGAAAAUAAAAAUGAAAAUGAAGCGACCACUUCGUUUUUAAUGCAAUUGUCGACGUGGGACAAAGAGGAGCUUGACGCUCAGCUAGCGAACCGAGUGCAAGUGAGCAAACGAGCAGUGGCAAAAGUCCUCCAGGCGUUUGACAGGCUCCAGCAGCGGAACGAUAAGAUAUGGCGCGCUAUAAAGGGAGAAGGCGAAGAGGGUGCGCCCGCGCCGGCUCUCGAUGAGGUGGUGCGUGCGACCAACGCGGAGGUCACGGCGGAGUCGCGCCGGCUGCAGGCGCUGUGCACGGCGCUGCACGAAGGACACCACGCCAUGACGCUGCGUGUGGCGCGGCUUCAAGACGCCGUCAACAGCCGGGACACGGAGAACGCAGAGUUGAAGAACCAGAUCGAUGACCUGCAGUACGAGCUUAUGAAGGUGCGGUCGCGGAACGACAAGCUGGAGAACCACCUCGCCGAGGCCAUCGAGAAGUUGAAGAGCUACCACCAGUCGGGCGCCACGAUCAGCGCCGCGCCGGCCGCCGGGCCCGCGCCGCACUCCGCCGCCAGCGCCAAGCUGGAGGACGUGGCGGCCGAGCUGGAGGAGCAGCGCGAGCUGGCCACCAACCGCCUGGCCGAGCUCGACCGCCUGCACCGCCAGCACCGCGACACGCUCAAGGAGCUCGAGAAGCUGAAGAUGGACAUCCGCCAGCUGCCAGAGUCUGUGAUAGUGGAGACGACGGAGUACAAAUGCCUGCAGAGUCAGUUCUCGGUGCUGUACAACGAGUCCAUGCAGAUGAAGACGGCGCUCGACGAGACGAGGCUGCAGCUUCAGAACGCCAAGAACCUGCAUAUGAGGCAGAUUGAAAUGAUGGAGAGCGAGGAGCUAGCGCGCCAAAAGGCUCUCCGCGCCGAGAUGAUCCAGCUGGAAGACGUGCUCGGCCAGCUGAGGAAGGAGUACGAAAUGCUGCGCAUCGAGUUCGAGCAGAAUCUCGCCGCCAACGAGCAGACCGGGCCCAUCAACCGCGAGAUGCGACACCUCAUCACCUCGCUGCAGAACCACAACCAGCAACUAAAAGGCGAAGUGCACCGGUAUAAGCGGAAGUAUAAGGACUCCAGCCAAGAACUCAACAAGUUGCGGAAAGAGAUGGAAGACUCGGCCGGCCGCGUGGCGGGGACUGAAGCCACUGAGGAAAAACCGUUGGCCGUUAAAAAGGAAGAACCCGAUCCCGAGGGGUCGGAGGGCAGCAGCGGCGCGGGCGCGGAGGCCAAGGGCAAGGAGCACGCGCGCGCCAAGCUGCAGGAGCAGGACCAGAUCAUCAAGGAGCUCAAGCAGCAGCUCAAGAAAGCGGUGAAUGAACAGAAGGAGUUGAAACUCCUUCUGGACAUGUACAAGGGAGUGAGCAAAGAACAACGCGACAAGGUGCAGCUUAUGGCCGCCGAGCGUAAGGCGCGCCAGGAGCUCGAGGACCACCGCCAGAAGGCCAAGAUGGCGCAGGAAAGUAAGCGUGAGCGGCGCUUAGCAGAUGAAGACGCGUUGCGCAAGAUCAAGCAACUAGAGGAACAGAAGUACGAGCUGCAGAAGCAGUUGUCUUGUGCGCGGCCCAACGCCGACCCGUUGCAUGCCUUCUCUAGGCCGUUUGCUGGAUCUCAGGAAGAAGAAGCCCUGCUGAACGAGAUGGAAGUGACCGGGCAGGCCUUCGAGGACAUGCAGGAGCAGAACUCGCGGCUGAUUCAGCAAUUACGUGAGAAAGACGACGCCAACUUCAAGCUGAUGUCGGAGCGGAUCAAGGCCAACUCGCUGCACAAGCUGCUGCGCGAGGAGAAGCAGCUGCUGCAGGAACAGGUCAUAACCCGCGACCAGCAGAUCGAGUCCAUGGGCCUGGUGGCGCGGCGGCUGGAGGAGAAGGAGCGGCUGCUGCAGGCCACGCUCUCCGCCGUCGAGAAGGAACUGUUACUGCGGCAGCAGGCCAUGGAGAUGCACAAGCGGAAGGCCAUCGAGUCGGCGCAGUCCGCCGCCGACCUCAAGCUGCAUCUAGAAAAAUACCACGCGCAGAUGAAGGAGGCGCAACAGGUCGUCGCUGAGAAGACGAGCGCGCUCGAAGCUGAAGCGUACAAAACAAAAAGACUACACGAGGAGCUGGCGAUCCUGCGGCGCAAGGCGGAGCGCAUGAAGAAAAUGGAGCAGGCCGGCAGCAGCAUGGACGAGGUGCUGCUCGAGGAGAUCCGCGAGUACAAGGAGACGCUCACCUGCCCCUCGUGCAAGGUGAAACGCAAGGACGCAGUCCUGACGAAGUGUUUCCACGUGUUCUGCUGGGACUGCCUCCGCACGCGCUACGAGACCCGCCAGCGCAAGUGCCCCAAGUGCAACGCGGCCUUCGGCGCCAACGACUACCAUCGCCUGUACCUCUCCACCUAAGCGCCCGGUCUACGGGGCCAUACGGGGCCUGGACCCCGGAACACGGACAAAUCAUCACAAAGGGCGAAACGACCGGUAAUGUAACACGCUUCAUUGAAUCGAUACGUUUAUAUUCUCUUACAGGGCCCGAACCCCGUAAUAGUACUGUUACGGGGUUCGAGCUGUCUUUAGACACCAUCACAACGCCAGGGUGAUAACGUAACGCACGUAUCAUACGCUACCUUGGUAACAAUAUAAUGUAACUGCUCGCGCACCGAUUUAUUAGCUAGAAGAUUUAUGUAAACAUGACAUGGUUGUACACACGGUUUGUGUGAGAUGUGUUAAAUAAGUAACAAUAUUACAUUUGAAUGUCGUAUAUGUGUCGCACGAUGUCUGUAUAUUACGCAACCUUCUAACCAUAUUUAAUAUUCUCUUUAAUUGAAAUACAUCCCAAGUUUUUUAAUGAAAAAUGAAACCCGUAUUAAGAUUAACAAUGUCAAGCGUCGUAAAGUAUGCUAACCGUGUUAUAUUCCUGUGCGUUUUAAUGUCCUGAAAAACGAUAGAUGGGGGUAUUAUUUGCGCCAUGACUGGCGAAAGAGCCUCAGUAUCUCCAAAAACGUCUUUGAAAAACACUUCCCAUCGUUUGAAUUGACUGCUCGUUUGAGCCACCCUUUUUAUAUCAAAGUUUACGAGUAUGCACUUCUUAUAAAAAUAUCACAUAUUUUACAAUGUAAGAUUUUGAUAAAGAUAACCAGCUAAUGGUGUAAAGUUGACUCUCGUGGUUUAACAGAAAGUGCGAAAGCGAAAGAUACAGGAGAUCCAGAAUUUUCUUUCUUUUCAUUAUGGUCUCACGCGGUAUAAAUAUUAAGGGCGAGUACUACAUUUAGAAUUAUGGAGAAAACACACAUUGUAUAUUAUUAUUUUUUACUUCAAAUAGUUGACAAAAUAAAACGCCUAAAGGCUUCAAGUCUUACUACAUUUGUGUGCAAUGAAAAAAAUAUGUUAUUAAAAUUAGGUAUUAACGAUUUAGUGAAUAAUAAAAGCGAUUUACGUGCGCCUGUAUUAGCCAAUGAGUUCACGUUUCUGGGAUAGUUUUGAAGACCCAGACACAUUCUUCAGUUCGUAAGGUCACUCCUGAGGUGACGCGUGGUGUAAGAGGGUGAAAGCUCCAAUUGGCUACGUGACACGUGACCUGUUCUUAACAGAGAGGGAUAGCACUUAAGGUAGCGUUUCGAACUAAGCGUCACAGACGCAGCGUCUACCUUUAACUAAGUUAGUUUCUGCGACAGUGGAGUGGUGACGGAGGGAUGUCAUGUGAUGUAUCAGAGUUGUCUAUUGUCACUGUAAUCACAUCUGAAGUUUAACGGUUUUUAAACAAAAACACUCCUCCCGUAACGAAACUACGCAGGAACCUACUCAGUUGUUUGCAUGUAGUGAUAAAACACUUUAGAACCUUUGGUGAAUUUAUUGUGUUGCAUGAUCGAGUAAAUGUCGCUUUCUUGGCGACCACACUUAUUCAAUAACGCACUCUCGAUUUGAUCACGUUUUAAUUUAUUGAAUGUGAAUGUCAAACAACUUAAAAUGUACCAUUGAUAUACAAGGUGUCCUAAAAUUAGCACGUCACACUGACACCUAUGUCUAUUAAAAGGCUAUUUAAAAAAAUACCUAACUAAUAUAGGUCAUAUUUCAAAACUUAUCGAACUUUUCUCUGGACAUUAAUAACUAAAAUUGGUAAUAUCUCAAAACUAAUCAAACUUUUCUAUGGAUAUUAAUAACUAUAUUGUUCAUUUCUUAAACCUUAUGUAACUUUUCUAUGGACUUAUUAGGUUUGUUCGAUGCUUCUUAGGCCCAGAUACCUCCAGUGUCAGUGUUUCGUGCUAAUUUUGUAUUUAAUGUUAUGUGUACGACUACUAACAUAAAUCCUUAACAUAGUAUAGACUCGGUGAAGUCUGGUAAGUUGUAAUAAUUUAUGUGACAAAUCAGUCAUAAAUAUCCCCAAAAACUUUGCUGCAGGUUCGAUAAAAUAAAUAAAAUGAACAAUGAACCUGAGUGCAAGUAAACUCUUCUUUGUUGACAUGUAAUAUUAUCUCGUAAUAUUUCUUAGCUAGUUAAGUAGGUAAAUAAUUAUCUCUAAUCUCAUGUUAUUUGAACGCCAAUUGAUUUGAUUAUUAUCAAGUGAUCAAGAAUGUAAAAACACUAUUUAUGUAUUUAGCACAUGACACAAACUUGUGUUAUUCCAAGAUGUGGAAUAUGCACUGAAAUUAUUAUUAAUUAAAUUACUUACAUUAAUUAAUGUAAUCUUUAUUUGAAGUAAAUUUUUUCAAAAAUAUCGCUGUCCCUUUUCGUAUAUCUGUGUCAUCGUUAUUGUCCUCUAAGCUUUCGUUCUUACAAGGUGUCAUAGUGACAAUGAGAAAAUACACUGCAUAAUCCGUUCGUAAGUUAAUUGUAGCAUUGAACAAAAGUAUGCGAUGUAAAUGUGCAAUGAUGUGAUUUUAAUUUAACAAGUUCUGUAAAAAUAUAAAACAACAAUAUGGGACAGCGAAAUUAUGCGUUUCAUAAACUGUACAUUUAAAUUAUGCAAGUUGGUUUGGGAACUCUGUUCUCUAUUGACGAAAAAUGGUUUGACAACUUAGAAGUUUUUCUUGAUUUUUUUUGUGUAAAUAAUAAAGUAAAAUAUCAUUGAGUCUGAAUUUUCUAUUUUUUGUGCAUAUUUGUUGGAAAAUGACGACUGGCUAUGUAUGAAAGCGAUAGUAUCUUGAGAAAUCCGGAUAAAAUUGACAACUCAAUAGCUUCUAAAGACGAAGCUAUUUAAACCUUUUAAAUUAAAAUUAUGUCUCCGUUGCUGGCUAGUGGAUAAGCCUAGUGAUUGCAGCGGUGUGUAACUUUGAAUUUACUACAUGUAUAAAUGUAAUGGUAAAUAACUGAUACGGUUGAUAAGUUAAUCCGGGUUAAGACGAUGUUUUAUUCAUUCCUUAUUCAUAAUAGCUUUCCAUGUAUUUAAAUAUGAAUUACAUUGUUCACGCAAUUGCAUUAGACAAUGCAUUUCGCUAAUCUUGUAUAUCAGAUAUUAUAUUGAUGUUGUAUAAUAUUUAAGAGUAUCAUGAAAUCGAACAAGUGGAUAUAGAUUGUUUAUUUAAGAAUUAUAUUGUAUAGGUAUUAAAUGAGACGAGCCUGUGUGUAUGGACCACUAUGGAUUGCGCUACUUCGCUGUAAUUAUUUGUAGUUAGGAAAAUAGAAUAACUAACAGCCCACUGACUGAUAUAUUUAUAUAUUUUAGGUUAAACAUUUUCAUUGGGCGUGUGGCUCUUGUUUAUUUGAGCGGAGGUUGGUUACUCGCUCUUUCCAGAAGCUGAUUAAGAAUUGACAAAUUAAUUCAGUUACAGAAAAAAAAUAAACAACAUUGUGACUUCUAUCAGCCAUAUUGUAGUGGCGUGGCCUUGCAAGGCUUAAUCAGCUUUUGGCAAUGUAAGCGAGUCCUUUUGACUUUCAGUAUGAGAACUAGUAAAUAUGAAAUUAUUUCAAAACACAAUGUCUGAUUCCGCAAAUCUUUGCGAUUUGACCAUAAAUAUAAGCGAUUUAAUAUUUAAAUAUUGUUGGUAAAUAAGGUGUAUCUAAUCUUAAUUUUCACCAUGUACACACUUUUUAUAAUGAAACUGAACCGAAUAUUAUUUUUGUUAUUUAACAGUAAAUUCAAUCUUCUCCCGAUGACUCCAAGUUGAAGUUAGAUUACAUAGAAUUAUUGUAAUUCAUCAUACAUUUACUAUAGUUUCCCUGAUUGGAGUCUUAACUUCAUAUUAAUUACAAUAUUGAUGUUGUAAGUAGAUUAAAUAGAUGGAUGUUCAAUUAAUGUUUUAUUGUUCAAUGUCAAAAUUUAAAGCUUAGGUCAAGAUUAUAAAAAUCCUAAGGUGCAAGACGAAAGUCUCGCACAUCAAAAUGUAAUAUUAUUUUAAUGAAGUAUGUCAAAUAAAUGUCUCAAACAAGA
This is a messenger RNA of Ostrinia furnacalis (Asian corn borer), 6693 nucleotides long. RefSeq names its product E3 ubiquitin-protein ligase Bre1 (gene Bre1). Lineage: Eukaryota; Metazoa; Arthropoda; Insecta; Lepidoptera; Crambidae. Gene Ontology annotation, molecular function: ubiquitin protein ligase activity; metal ion binding. Gene Ontology annotation, cellular component: nucleus; HULC complex. The coding region runs from base 6 to 2732 and encodes 908 amino acids. The transcript is spliced from 16 exons. The record is from RefSeq and is a predicted model, not a curated record.